Messenger RNA from Acomys russatus (golden spiny mouse), 972 nucleotides. RefSeq names its product leptin receptor overlapping transcript like 1 (gene Leprotl1). Lineage: Eukaryota; Metazoa; Chordata; Mammalia; Rodentia; Muridae. The coding region runs from base 138 to 533 and encodes 131 amino acids. The record is from RefSeq and is a predicted model, not a curated record. Gene Ontology annotation, biological process: late endosome to vacuole transport via multivesicular body sorting pathway; negative regulation of growth hormone receptor signaling pathway. The transcript is spliced from 4 exons. Gene Ontology annotation, cellular component: endosome.
GUGCCCCCCACGCCCCCGCGCGAGCCGCCGGCGGAAGUGCAGCGUCGUGCACUUCCGGGUGUUGUCUGGCGGCCACCGCGCGUCUCCGGUCUCCCGGCCACCGCCCGGGUCGUGGAGCCAGGAGCGACGUCACCGCCAUGGCGGGCAUCAAAGCUUUAAUUAGUUUGUCCUUUGGCGGAGCAAUCGGGUUGAUGUUCCUGAUGCUGGGAUGUGCCCUUCCCAUAUACAACCAAUACUGGCCCCUCUUUGUUCUGUUUUUUUACAUCCUUUCACCCAUUCCAUACUGCAUAGCAAGAAGACUCGUGGAUGACACGGAUGCCAUGAGCAACGCUUGUAAGGAGCUGGCCAUAUUUCUCACAACAGGCAUUGUCGUCUCAGCUUUCGGGCUCCCUGUCGUAUUUGCCAGAGCACAUCUGAUCGCAUGGGGAGCUUGUGCACUCGUUCUCACGGGAAACACAGUCAUCUUCGCCACUAUACUAGGCUUCUUCCUGGUCUUUGGGAGCAAUGAUGACUUCAGCUGGCAGCAGUGGUGAAAGGAGCUGCAGAACUGGUGUCACAUGGACUUCUGUCGUCUGUUGGCCGUCCGUGCGCAGGAAUGGGGCCAUGAGACUGAAUUAUGUAGCGAGCCUCUGGGGGUGUCCUAGGUGCUCCCUUCUCACAAUUGUACGCCUACUGUUUCCACAGGGACUUGCUAAGGAUUAAAAGGAUUUUCUCUUUUGGAAAAGCUUGACUGGUUUCCCACUUGUCUGUACCCUGCUGUCCUUGGUGUCCUGCUGAAUCUAGAAUACUUACUUACGUGUUUUCCCUGUUCGGUUGUUUUUAAGUCAGUAUGCAAUGUUAAACAUUUUUAAGAUGUAAUAACCAUUUGCGUUGGUUUAGGAAUUCAGAACUUCUGGCUGUAUUAUGGGCUAGAGUACAUAUUUUCUCUAAAAAUCAGUUAAUCUCCAUUAUAAAAAACAUAGGUGUGUGCAU